Molecule: messenger RNA, 900 nt
Organism: Perca fluviatilis (European perch)
Lineage: Eukaryota; Metazoa; Chordata; Actinopteri; Perciformes; Percidae
Exons: 5
Coding region: 68-676 (202 amino acids)
Biological process (GO): positive regulation of MAPK cascade; positive regulation of cell population proliferation
Cellular component (GO): cytoplasm
Molecular function (GO): growth factor activity; cytokine activity
Source: RefSeq, a predicted model, not a curated record
ACACACACGUACGGUACACACACUGGACUCAGAAGGAGGUUUGUUUACUACAGCGGGAGCAGAAAAAAUGAAAUUAAUUUAUGACUCCACGCCUUGUCUCGUCCACCUGAUUCUAUUGGUUGAGCUGUUUGCCCAUUCAUCAUCUCGUCCCGCCCACAGUUCUUCUCUCUGUGGCAUGUUUAGAUCAAUGAUCCAUCAGGUGGACAUGUUGACAAUCUUAUCCAAAGAACUCCAUAACUUGACAGACGAGGAGCUCAUAAACUUUGAGGGUGUGGAAAAUAGACUGGAUGGUCUUCCUCAUAUGCAACACACUGCGGCCCAUUUUAAUUCAUUGAAGGUGAACGAGUCACUCUCCAAACUGUUUGUGUACACUCAGUCCUUCAGGCUGCAUGUUGGCUGGUUGAAAACAGCCAAAGAAAACGUCAGUUUAUCCUCCCAGUCAGCAGAGCGCGUCAGCUCUCACCUCCUGCAGCUCUCCAACCUCCUUAAUGCAUCUCUUCUCCAGAUCAGCGAAGAGAUUCCUCAGUCACCAUCUGCUUCCCUCCCCAUCGUCUCCACGGCCUUCGAUGUGCUCCGGUUCUCCGUUGAGAUCUCUGAACGUUUACAAGUCUUUUGUAACUGGUCAAAAAGAGUUUUGGUGCAUCUCCAGAGACUAUCCCACUGCCCUCGACAUUAAUAAGCCUCGGUCUUCAGCUUAUAAGCAACUGCUGAUGUCGUCCCACAAAACCACUGUUAACUUCAUCCAGGGAGGAAUCUUAGAUGUGGUCCAGACUAAAAUAUCUCAACAAAUAUUGGAUGUAUUGCCAUGAAGUUUGGUACAGAUAUCCAUGGUGCCCGGAGGAUGCAUUUGAAAGACUUUGGUGAUCCCCUCCAACCCGGUCUCACGGCAGUUCGUGUAAA